Messenger RNA from Cannabis sativa, 931 nucleotides. RefSeq lists its product as uncharacterized. The record is from RefSeq and is a predicted model, not a curated record. NCBI's taxonomy places the organism in Eukaryota, Viridiplantae, Streptophyta, Magnoliopsida, Rosales, Cannabaceae. The transcript has a single exon. The coding region runs from base 407 to 754 and encodes 115 amino acids.
AUAAUAAUAAACCAUACAACCUUUCUUAAAAUAGAUAUGUACAUAUUUAUAUUUUCUUUGAAUAAAUUAGUCGAAUAAAGGAGAAUUUGAUUAAUAUAAUUAGUAUUUCUCAUCUGUACUAAGACUAAAUUUAACUCAAUGAUGACUCUCAUAUAAUAAUUUACUAAACUUAGCAUUAACAAACCUUGUUAACCCCACGGCAUUCCUCGUAGCCCGCAACACAGCCUGCGGUGUCUAUCUCCUCAUAUAUCUUCAUUGUUCAUAAUAUAAACUCACAAAGAUCACCAAACCUCGUUACAAAUCAACACAAUCAUAAUAAUCAUUUAUCAUCCUCGUACUACAGCUCUGCUGUUUCUCUACUCUGCCUUAGAGAACCAGCUUUAUUUCUUAGAAAACAAGAAACACAAUGGCACGCCCUGUUGUUAUCAUGGCUCUCCUUGUUAUUGCCUUAGCCGGGCUGGUUUCAGCCGAUGUAAACAGCGAAAUGAUCAAGGGUGGCACUGGUGCUGCAGCAGCAGCCGCGCCUCUCCCAGCCGCUGGACCCUCAGACGACAAUGAAAUUGGAAACUCGGAUGGAGAUGGACAGAGCGACGACGAUGUUGUUGAGGCCCCCAUUGGUGGACCUGUUCCUCCUGGUGCAUUCUCUCCUACUGAUUCUUCUCCAACAGGUGGAGCAACUGGCCUCGUCGCUGGCUCAGCUGUCUCGGGUGCUGUUGCCCUUGUUGCUGCUGCUGCUGCUGGCUUCUUAUUUUAAGCAAAACUUUAUAUACAUUUUGCACAUUCACAUGCAAAUAUUACUCAUACCUAUACUUUUUUUUUUUAACUCUUGAGAUCAUCUAAUAUUUACUGUAAUCUCUGAAAAUUUGUUCAUAAUUACUAGUCUCUCAAAAACAUUAUAUGACUUUUACUCAAUAGUGAAACAUUUCUACAA